ACUGUUCCUGGCUUCCUGCGUUGCUUGAGUGUGUGGUGCGAGGGAGAGGGUUUGGGAGCGUGCUGAGGUCUAUCACAAGAGCUUGGCCUGUUUUGUUGGGUUGCAUGGAGGAAUGCAUGAAAUGCUAGCAUUGUUUGUAGCUAGUAUGCGAAUAUUUAUUUUAUUUUUGUAAAUAUUUCCAGCUUAGUAGCCAAAGAAGCAACAAGAUAAAGCAAUCGCAUUGAGUGCGUAGCUCACCGAAAUUCUAGAUUUCUUAGACGCAGGACCAUUCAGUUAUUUGAAGGCGCUUAUUGAUCUCAAACGUAAAUCUGAAGAUGUCUGCCGAUUGUCAGAAGACCACAUGCAGGGCAAUCCCAACUAGACGGGUGACUAUAAACGACGCGGCUCACCUGCCCCAUGAUUACUCCACAACUCCGGGAGGAACAUUGUUCAGCACGACCCCGGGAGGCACACGGAUCAUCUACGACCGAAAGUUCCUGCUGGACUGUCGCAGUUCCCCCGUGGCCCGCACGCCCCCCCGCUGCCUGCCCAACAUCCCCGGGGUCACCAGCCCCCCUGCGGCCCCCGCCCCGGAACAGAUCCUCAACAACAACUGCAGCGCUCACGCAGACAAGAGUGCCGGUGAAGACGCACAGUUUGAAAUGGAUAUCUAACCACCCCUGAGACCUGGUACAGGAGAGCCGGGAGUAAUGAUGACCGCUAUGAUGAUGAUUAUGGUGGUGUUGAUGACAAGUGAAGAAGAAGAAUAAUUUGUUGAAGAACCACGCCCCAAUUCAAUUGUGUCCUACCGUGAAGGCAGCUAAUGAAAACGGACCCUUGCUCUUGUGGAAGACUUAUCCAUAAAACACCGCCAACCCCCCUUCAUACCCCCUGACCUGUCACCCCUCCCUAUUGGCCUAUUUCGCCCCAUGUGACACUGUUAAGCCUGAUCUAUAUUUCUGCGUCGAGCCGCAUUCCCCAUGCCGUACCCUGUGGCGUAGCCUGAUGCGCACCUCCCUAGAAAUGUAACUACGCGUCGCAGCGAUGCGGACCGUAAGAGCUGUGAUUGGUCCGCUUGGUAGCACUGCAUCGUGCAUUUCCGCCUGCUCGGCCAUUGAUCAGUUUCAGUCGCCUGUGCUGUGUCCGAAACCCAAAUCAGUUGGCUUGAUGCCUCGUUGCCUGAUGAGGAAAAAGGCGACUUCGGAGGUGUGUUUGCAGCCCGCAAUUUAGACGCACUUGAAAGCAGAAAGAUGUCAGAGUGAAAGUAAAGUGAUUAGGUUAUUUCAGUGUGUUAAGCAAUUAAAUUGUCGAGCUCAUUGUGUACUUGCACUCAUAAACAAGCUCUUUUUCAGUUCUUUGUGAACUCCGCCACUGUUUUCAGGCAUAGCCUUCGCAUAGACUCGACGCAGAGGUAUGAAUCAGGCUGUACCUCUACAGUGUCUUGGAAGGGAAGCUGUAGUCUUGUGCAGUUUGGCUUCCCAUUAAGAAUAAAAACAAACUGCAGUGUUAUUGGUUGUAGUCAGCCAGCAUUAAGUUAUAUUAUAGGUUAAUGGAUUAUUUUGCUGCAGGACUUUUUUUGCUGCAGUUACUUUUCAUAAAUGUUCUUAUAGUGUUUUACUCCCAAUCUAUCUCAAGGAUCAUCAACUCUGGCCCUCGAGUCAGAAUCCAGCCCUGUUUUUUUUUUUCUCCUAGUAAUUAGUGCUACUGAUUGGCCAGACUGUCUUCACAGGAGGGCGGAAAACCGUCAGUUCUCAGCCCUCGAGGACCAUGAGUUGCUGAUCCCUGGUCUAGCUCACUCAAGCACCAGUGCAUGUUGUUCAGUUUGCUGCAGUACCUGAACCACAAACGCCAAUAUCCAAAUACACCAAUUCCCUCUUCGACAUCAUCAUCAGCACCCCCCCCCCAGUCCCCAGUUCUUGUUUUCAUUUCAAUGUUGUCUGUUCCCCCCAGGCCAGAAACUGAACGCCCGUGGUUGUGUUUUGUUCGCUGGUCUCUCUGAGAUUGCCUUCAUGGUGUUUCCAUGUUCACUUGCUGGUCAUUUCACCGAGUGAAACGGAUUAUUCACCGAAAUAGUUCAACCUUUGGAAUGUAAAUUGAUAUUAUUUUCUAUAUUUUUGUUGAUGGAGACUGGAGACUGGAGACACGAUUCACAUGGUCAUGAUCAUGGAGGACUAAAUAAAAACUAAACGAGUUGAUGCUCAAACAGAA
Messenger RNA from Conger conger (European conger), 2187 nucleotides. Its product is annotated as eukaryotic translation initiation factor 4E-binding protein 1-like. Gene Ontology annotation, cellular component: cytoplasm. Gene Ontology annotation, biological process: negative regulation of translational initiation. The record is from RefSeq and is a predicted model, not a curated record. The transcript is spliced from 3 exons. Bases 315 to 653 code for a protein of 112 amino acids. Lineage: Eukaryota; Metazoa; Chordata; Actinopteri; Anguilliformes; Congridae. Gene Ontology annotation, molecular function: eukaryotic initiation factor 4E binding.